Molecule: messenger RNA, 1342 nt
Organism: Tripterygium wilfordii
Lineage: Eukaryota; Viridiplantae; Streptophyta; Magnoliopsida; Celastrales; Celastraceae
Product: loganic acid O-methyltransferase-like
Exons: 3
Coding region: 47-1312 (421 amino acids)
Biological process (GO): methylation
Molecular function (GO): S-adenosylmethionine-dependent methyltransferase activity
Source: RefSeq, a predicted model, not a curated record
AUUGGAUUUCUCAGUUGAUAUGAUUCAUGUCCAGCUAAUUAUAUAAAUGACCCCGGGUGGUUGCACACAACACGGAGACACAAAAUCAAGUGAGACUAAUUCCGCCUCCAUGGAUAGUAAGGACUUCUCAAUUGGAGUGGUUGGUGGACAUGGCCCAAACAGUUACUUCAACAAUUCCAUGUAUCAGCGACGAGCUGGGAAUGAAGCCAUGGAAAUAAUUGAUGAGGUGAUUACGAAGAAGCUAGAUAUAAAGUCCUUUUGUGAUUCUUCUACUUCAAGAACAAUUCGUCUGGUCGAUAUGGGCUGUGCAGUAGGACCAAAUACAUUUGAAGCAAUGCAAGGCCUAAUAGAAAUCAUAAAAACCAAGUACAAAACUCAAUGCCCCAACUCUCCAUUAAUUCCUCAAUUCCAAGUGUUCUUCAAUGAUCAAUCGACGAACGAUUUCAACACCCUCUUCGCCUCUCUGCCUCAAGAAAGAGAAUACUCCGUAGCAGGCGUGCCGGGUUCCUUCUACGGUCGAUUGUUCCCGGACUCGUCUCUUCAUGUUGUGUAUACAAGUUAUUCACUGCAUUGGCUCUCCAAGGCCCCUCAAGUGUUGCAGGACAGAAACUCUCCAGCAUGGAACAAAGGCAGGAUUCAUUACACAAGUGCAGGAGAGGGUGUGGUUAGUGCUUAUGCAGCUCAAUUUGCUCAAGACCUUGAUGCCUUCUUGAAUGCUAGAGCUAAAGAGGUUGUUGGUGGAGGGAUGAUGGUGAUUAUAAUUUGUAGUGUCUCUGAUGGGAUUCCUUAUUCUCAACUUUAUAAGGGUUUGAUGUUUAAUGCUAUGGGGUCUAUCCUUUUGGACAUGGCCAAACAGGGAAAAGUGAGUGAAGAUGCAGUUGACGCAUUCAACAUGCCGAUAUAUGAUUGUUCUCUUGGGGAAUUCGCAGCCAUAGUUGAAAGAAACGGGAGUUUCAGCAUCGAAGCAAUGGGACUAAGAGACCCUGCACCGUGGUUGAAAGUCCCCGUCGAUAUCCCGGAGGUAGUAGUGCACACAAGGGCUUCAUGCGAGGGAAUGCUUAAAAAGAACUUUGAAAUUGAGAUUAUUAAUGAAUUGUUUGAUCGGUUGAUCCAACAACUCUGCAAGAUUUCAGAUCAAGUAGACUCUGGUUCCAAAGGAAAAAAACUCAGGCCUAUUUUGUGUUGCAACGUAAAUGAUCCAUUGAUUGAGAUUGGGAUUUGUUGUGAUUUCCAGGACAUACCACAAGAUAUAUUCAGAAACAAUGUGUUUGUGGUUCAAAUUUAUUUAGAUCUCACAACACUACAACAAUAACUACUAGUUCUGAGGUUUAUUUUGACAUUU